CCACUACAAGGAAAGGGGGCUUUGGCGAGGGUUUACUAGCAGGGGUUGUAUAAACCCUCGCUAAUGUGUCUAGAGAUAGCUGUAUCAAGGGUUUAAUGCAGGGGUUUAUAGACCCUUGCUACCUAAUAUAAUUAAAAUAUUACUUUUAUUCCAAAAAAAAUAAAGUAAUUCGAGUAAUUUUCAAAUUUCGACAAAAAACGAAAAAUGGAAACUCGAAAUCGAUCGGAGUUCUUCCUUCUCUGAACCCUAGAUCUAUUCCUUCGUCCAUCCUCCUCCUUACCCGAUCCUGUGAGAUUGAUAUUUCACGUUACCAGCUCCUUUGAAUCGAAACGAACCUCCAAUCCCCCGCCCAUACCGUCUGGACGCUCCGGAACAAGUGGCGAGAACCAAAUCGUUGUCCCGGAGAUGGCUUCAUCUAUGGCGAUCAUACCCAGUGCUGGAGUUUAGCCUCGAAGGAGUUCGACCAGUCCGCCGCCAGUUAUGAACGAUUUCGUUGGAUUCGUUCAGAUUCUCACUGCCAAUUCGCCGAUCCGCCGAUUUACAGUCUGCGAAUGAAGACUUCGGCAUGUUGCUAGCGUCGGCGCUGGGCGGCUCUGCUGACUACGGAUCCCCGCUCGAGGUCGAGAUCAGAUUCGAAGGGAACAACGUUUUCAAUUUCCCGGCGGAAUCCUUCUGCAAUUAAAGCCGCACAAAAAGUCCUCAAGCUCGAAUUGAAGGUUCUCCGGCGACUUGAACGAACUGGCAAAGGUUUCUCUGCAUACUCUCCAGGUUCUUUAUCUCCGAUCUGUCAAUCUUACCGAACAUUUGCUCUACAAUGUCGUUGCUAAUGCUCCUAACCUUGAGUUGUUGCGUUUGCAACGAUGCCCUGAACUGCGGAAGCUAGACGUCACAGUUAGCAAUUUCCCCAAAUUGAAACACCUUCACCUUUUCGAUCACCAGAUUUUGAUUCGGGUUCCGAAUGUGAACUCUAGCUUACUACAGCGCCUCUCCUGGUGACUUUGAUCUUCUACGAGCUUGCAAACACGAAAUAUAAGUUGAAAGCACUAUCGUCAACUUCAGCUCCAUGCAAAGAGGUGUUUGAAGCUUCGAUGCUAGUUAAGAAACUAGGACCGGACGUUCGGGAAGGAACCAAAGGCAAUAUAACUGUAUUGGGAAGCUACUUUGAGAUGUAGAACCUGAGCUAAUGGGCGCCUUAAUCCACGCCACUAAAGAUGGGGACUGGAAUAGGAUGGCAGUGGUUUCAAAGCUGAGACAACUGAUGACAGAAAUAGAAGAUGAAUUCGAAGAGGAAGAAGAGGACAUGGCAUUUUUCGAUAGUGAGAAAGUUGGUGGAUUGACAAGCAGGCUAAGGGCAGAGUGUCAACAACUUUCUAAUGUCAUUGGGAAUAAUAUCCACCUGAUAGUUCGCAGUACAUUUCAGGAAGGGGUAGGCGCAUUGAUCAAUUUGUUGAUUCUAUCCUGGCCUCUUGCAUCGUCAUCACUUAUCACAUGUUUAGUUCUCGCCACUAUCUUUCUACUUUAUGGCCGGUACCAGGAGGAAGCUGCCAAGCUAACUCAAGAUCUCGGUGCCUCUGCCGGUAAGGCAGCAGAAGAAACCCUUUCUUCAAUCCGAACUAUUCGAGUCUGUGGAACAGAAUGGGAAGAACUAGGAAUGCAAUGAUAAGUCAAUGAAUAUAUCCGUAGUUGUUAAUUGUCUAUUCAUUAUGAUUUCUUCACAGAUAGAUGAUUCGAUCCUAUUUCUCUCGCAACUUUUUCCGCAUUCCCUGUUUUUAUGCCUGCAGGUACAGCCUUAGGCCGGAAAGGUUAGCUUCUCUAAGUUUAAGAGAACGUGUGGCUUAUGGAUUCUGGAAUAUGAGUUUCAGCACCCUCUUCCGCUCAACACAGUUACAAGGGAAGUCCCAAAUAGUUCAAGAUGGACUAGUAAGGCUUGGGGAGCAGAUGGUCUCAAGUUUUGAGGGUACAAAAGCAUUGGCCUUGGAACUUUGCCGUGAAUUUGAGGAUAAAUUUCUCCAACAUGUUACUACUGAUGAGGGAAAGGAGGAUGUGAUUACGAAUUUCAUAAAGAGCUCCAGGUAUCGGAUGAUGAAGCUCAUAUUAGUACUUGUAAAAGAGGGAAGAUAUCUCAUGGGUAUUUUCCUUUGGCUUUGAAGAGUAGAUCAUUAGGUUCUUUUACUGCUACCAUGUUUCUUUUGGAUGAUGCUUGGAUAUUUAUGGUAAUUAACAUUUAUCCAUGUAUUGAAUCAAUGUAAUUAACCAUAUAAAAAAAUAUGCAAAAGUUGGCC
This is a messenger RNA of Linum tenue, 2282 nucleotides long. The record is from the annotation of a GenBank genome assembly. NCBI's taxonomy places the organism in Eukaryota, Viridiplantae, Streptophyta, Magnoliopsida, Malpighiales, Linaceae.